AUGGCCGGAGCGAUCGUGACGUCCCCGUUCGACGUGGUCAAGACGCGCCUGCAGUCCGACCUGUUCCGGAACGACACGUCGCAGAGCGCCCACCUCCUCGGCGCUGAGGCGCGGGCCGCCGACGCCGCGGCUGCCAAGAAGAUGUCCCCCCGCUCCGCGCUGAGCAGGACCAUGUACCAGUUUGUCGACACUGUGUACCUCAUCAAGCGGAUAGGUGUCGAUGAGGGCUGGCGCGCGCUGUACAAGGGUCUCGGGCCGAGUCUGGUCGGCAUCAUUCCUGCUCGAGCAAAGAGAAAAGAGCAAGCGCUGACGCUCAGUGCGAUCAACUUCUACUUCUAUCCGACGUCCAAGGCCUUCCUGGCGCGAACAUUCCCGAACGCCGGUGAGGACUCGCCGCUCGUGCACCUCGGUGCGGCGGUGAUUGCUGGCGUGUGCACUGCGACGGGCACGAACCCGAUCUGGGUGGUGAAGACGCGCCUGCAGCUGAGUGCGCGGAAACGCGCCGAGAGCGCGGCGGUACGUUCGGCGCAGAAGGCGGCGCACACUCCCUUGGCGCAGCGUGCGCCGGCCACGUCCGCCGUGGCGAUGACCGUGGACAUUGUGCGCAACGAGGGUAUUUCGGGGCUGUACCGCGGUCUCUCGGCCUCCUACCUCGGUGUCUCGGAGGGUGUGAUCCAGUGGGUGCUCUACGAGCGCUUCAAGAAGCUCGGACGGCAGGCGGCAGGCGACCUCGAGAAGCAGUCUUGGGCGAGCUAUGUUGGAACAGUUGUCGGCGCCUCGGGCGGCGCCAAGGCCGUCGCCUCCCUCAUCACGUACCCGCACGAAGUCAUCCGGACGCGCCUGCGUCAGCCCGCCGUCAACGGCGUCGUCAAGUACACGGGCCUGCUGCAGACGCUGAAGCUCAUCGUGAAGGAGGAGGGCGUCGCGAGCCUCUACUCUGGUCUCACGGCGCACAUGUUCCGCGUCGUGCCCAAUGCUGCGUGCAUGUUCCUCAUCUACGAGCUGGUCGCCAACAAGCUGGGCCAGUGA
Messenger RNA from Trichosporon asahii var. asahii CBS 2479, 1029 nucleotides. Its product is annotated as carrier protein rim2. Gene Ontology annotation, biological process: pyrimidine nucleotide import into mitochondrion. The record is from RefSeq and is a predicted model, not a curated record. The coding region runs from base 1 to 1029 and encodes 342 amino acids. Gene Ontology annotation, cellular component: mitochondrion. Lineage: Eukaryota; Fungi; Basidiomycota; Tremellomycetes; Trichosporonales; Trichosporonaceae. Gene Ontology annotation, molecular function: pyrimidine nucleotide transmembrane transporter activity. The transcript has 2 exons.